AUGUCCUUCCUCGGUGGCGCAGAGUGCUCGACGGGAGCCAACCCGCUCAGCCAGUUCACGAAGCACGUCCAGGAUGACAAGUCGCUGCAGAGGGAUCGGCUGGCCGGGCGAGGGCCUGGAGGCAUGGCGGAGGGCAUGAGGAGUCAGGCAAUGGGCGCCCCGCAAGAUCAUAUGAUGGACGAGUUCCUACAGCAGCCCGGCCAGCUACCGCAAGGACCAGCCACGCCGUUCGCGAUGGAACAGAUGCGCCGGGAGCUGGAACGGGCAUCAUACCGAAGCGGAUCGCCGGCAUGGGCAGCAGAAUUCGACCCUGGCGUAGAAGCACCAACAGCGGCGUUCCAGCAACCAGCGUAUGCAGGCUUCAGUCCCGCCGAGUUUGCAAAGUACCAGAACGCGACGCCUAUAGCGCGAACCGCGAGUCCGACAGUCCACACGCCCGUAAGCGGCAUGGGAUACCAGCGACCGAUGUACGGCAUGGGCAUGAACGGCAUGGGUAUGGGCAUGGGGACGAUGAACAGGCCAUUCAGUCCCAUGAGUAUGCAGCAGCCACAGCAGGUAGAAGGCAAGGGCAAGGGCAGGAUGGUCGAGCUGGACGACAAAGACUGGGAAGCGCAGUUCGCAGAGCUCGAGCACGGCGACCAGGCGAGCCAGGACGUGCUGGACGCAGAAGCGAACGCGGCAAUGGAGGCGGAGCUGAACGACAUGGACAGGUCAGUAGAGCCCGACCUCCUCUCCGAGACAGACCACUUUGGCGACUUUGAGAGCAUCUGGCGGGGCAUUCAAGCUGAGACGGCGAACGCUAGACACCUUGUCGAGGAGGAGAACUUCGGCCAGGGCAUGCACAUGGGCGAUCUGGACCAAUGGGAAGGCUUCGACGGGCUGAACACACACUCCGGCUUCCGUGAUCCCCAGCUCGGCGACUAUCUCUUCGAAGAAGAGAACCUUUUCAAAGACGUCGCAGACCCCUUCAGCGAAGGCAUGCGCAUCAUGGACGAAGGCGGGAACCUCUCGCUCGCGGCCCUCGCCUUCGAAGCCGCCGUGCAAAAAGACCCGGAACACAUAACCGCCUGGACCAAGCUCGGCGCCGCGCAAGCCCAAAACGAGAAAGAAUCUCCCGCGAUCCGCGCUCUGGAGCAGGCCCUCAAACUCGACCCCUCGAACCUCGAAGCUCUCAUGGGCCUCGCGGUAUCCUACACAAACGAAGGCUACGACAGCACCGCCUACCGCACGCUAGAGCGCUGGCUCGCAACCAAGUACCCGACCCUCCUCCCCGCCAACGAGCCCCUCUCCUCCGCCGCAGACAUCGGCUUCACCGACCGCCACGCCCUGCACGAGAAAGUGACCAACCUCUUCAUCGAAGCCGCGCAGCUCUCACCAAGCGGCGACCACAUGGACCCCGAUGUGCAAGUCGGGCUCGGCGUGCUUUUCUACGGCGCAGAAGAGUACGACAAGGCCGUCGACUGUUUCGGCGCGGCCCUCGCGUCCACCGAGUCCGGGACCACGAACCAGCGCUCCCAGCUGCACCUCCUCUGGAACCGGCUCGGGGCUACGCUGGCGAACAGCGGAAGGAGCGAGGAGGCGAUAGAUGCAUACGAGCGCGCGCUGGCGCUCCGGCCCAACUUCGUGCGUGCGCGCUACAACCUCGGCGUCUCCUGCAUCAACAUCGGGUGUUUCGAGGAGGCGGCACAGCACCUGCUCGGCGCGCUCGCGAUGCACAAGGUGAUCGAGUCGAGCGGGCGGGCGCGGGCGAAGGAGGUUGUCGGGGACGGGAUCGAUGACAGGGAGUUGGAUAGGAUGAUUCAGCAGAAUCAGAGCACGAACCUGUAUGAUACGCUCAGGAGGGUGUUUAGUCAGAUGGGGAGGAGGGAUCUGGGGGAGUUGGUGGGACCGGGCAUGGAUGUUGAGAGAUUUAGGGGCGAGUUUGAGUUUUGA
This is a messenger RNA of Coniosporium apollinis CBS 100218, 1932 nucleotides long. RefSeq lists its product as uncharacterized. Lineage: Eukaryota; Fungi; Ascomycota; Dothideomycetes. Gene Ontology annotation, biological process: protein import into peroxisome matrix, docking. The record is from RefSeq and is a predicted model, not a curated record. The transcript has 2 exons. Bases 1 to 1932 code for a protein of 643 amino acids. Gene Ontology annotation, cellular component: peroxisomal membrane; cytosol. Gene Ontology annotation, molecular function: protein binding.